ACUAUAUAUAAAAAGUUUCAUUCGAAAGCAUAUCUCAAUUCUCAUCCUUAUCCUCAUCAUGAUUGAUAUUAAGGUGAAGGAAAGGACACUGGUGAGACCAGCGGAGAUAACAACUCGGCGGUCACUGUGGCUAUCGGACUUGGACCUCUUAUACAACGUGGGAACAGCCACCUGCCUCUACUUUUACAAGAACUGCUCUAACGUAGUCGAUGGAGCUGUUGAUGGAGCUUAUUCCAAGCCUUUCGACUCAACUCUUCUCAAGGAAGCUCUUGCUAAGGUUCUUGUUCCUUAUUAUCCCAUAGCAGGCCGCCUUAGGCAGCGCCAUGAUGACGGUCGUCUCGAGAUCGACUGCAACGACGAGGGGGUUCUAUUCGUUACAGCGGAGACAAGUGCAGUCAUCGAUGACCUUGGAGACUUUUGCACCUUCCCUGGGCUCCUUAAGCUCUCUCCCCCUCCCUCAGACUACGCAGCUGGCAUAUCUUCAUUCCCUUUGUUGGUGUUGCAGGUUACAUAUUUUCAAUGCGGUGGAGUGUCUAUCAGUGUUGGUGGAGAACAUAUUGUAAUAGAUGGAAAUUCUGUUAUUGAUUUUAUGAAUGCAUGGUCUGCAAUAGCUCGAGGCCAACCAAACCUUAAAGUUAGGCCAAAUUUAGAUAGAACACUACUUCGUCCAAGAGAUCCACCUCAAAUUAUGUUCAAUCACAUGAAUGCCUACCAAAUCAUUACUGAUAAAUCCAUCAAAACUACUCCCAAUCCCAAGCAAACCACUAAUAGUGUUGAUCAUAAGCUUAACUUCAAGCUCACUCUUGUCAAAAUAACAAAGCACCAACUCAACAUUCUGAAAUCGAAGAUUAAAGAAGAAUUAGGCAGUAUAAUCAACUAUAGCACAUUUGCAAUAUUGGCUGGGCUUAUAUGGAAAUGUCGCACAAGCAUAGCAUGUAGUGAACUUCUUGCCUAUGAAGAAUCUAAACUAUUCAUUUCUGUCAAUGGAAGAUCAAGAUUUCAACCCUCACUUCCAACUCAAUAUUUUGGAAAUGUAGUUUUCCAUACUACAACAGUGGCAACCACAGGUGAUCUUCGAUCAAAACCAUUAUGGUAUGCAGUAAAUCGUAUUCAUGAAACUUUGAAGCGAUUUGACAAUGAUUAUUUAAGAUCUGCCAUUGAUUUUUUAAGUGUUCACCCUAAUACAAAGCAUAUUGGACUUGAAGAGUGUAGAUUUCCAAAUCUUGGAAUUGUUAGUUUGGCUAAAUUUGCAGCUCGUGAUGCUGAUUUUGGUUGGGGUCGACCUUUUCAUAUGGGAAAUAGUGGACAUAUAUAUCACGAGGGGAGGUCUUGGAUUCUUGAUGAUGGUGAUGGUGGGAACUUAAGUGUUCUCCUAUCUUUGCUACCAGAACAUGUCCAAGUAUUUAAGAAUUUGUUCUAUGAAUCUAUUGAAGAAAAUUCUCACAUCUCUGAUAUCAAACCGCGUCCAAGGAUUUAAGAAGUUGUUCUAUGAUGAAUCAAUAAAGAAGCAAAUUUUUCUAGUGAUAAGUACGAUGAGGAUGAACUAAUUUUUGAUUGGGAUCAUUAAUUCUGACUUUUUUUGUGCUUUUUGUAUUAUGGUUAUAAUUGUUGUUAUUUUUCUUUCCAAGCAUUGUAUGUUUGAUCAGUGUGAGACUUGUAAUAAGAUUGGAUUUCUCUCAA
Molecule: messenger RNA, 1680 nt
Organism: Humulus lupulus (European hop)
Lineage: Eukaryota; Viridiplantae; Streptophyta; Magnoliopsida; Rosales; Cannabaceae
Product: shikimate O-hydroxycinnamoyltransferase-like
Exons: 2
Coding region: 59-1477 (472 amino acids)
Molecular function (GO): acyltransferase activity, transferring groups other than amino-acyl groups
Source: RefSeq, a predicted model, not a curated record